AUGCCCUCGAGAUUACGAGCUUCGCCGGAAAAGUCCAUUCUAGCCACACCAAACAGCAAGCAAGGACGUCGCAAAUCCGUUGUUUUCUCGAAUGACACUAAAAAGCAAGACGGAGACAGCGCUCAAACCUAUUUCCAAGCCUGGGCAAACGACGAGCUCGAUUACUACGCCCAGAAAGCCGCAGACUACGACGCUGCUGAAGCCGCGAAGACAGCAGAGACCGGAAGACCUGUGGACACCAUAAAGUUUGAUACAGCCCAGCCAGAGAUCUCUCAGGAAGCCGAACUUGCACCCAACCAAACAAAGACUGAAGAGGAGGUAGAGAAGAGCCCGGUCAAGGAGGACAAGAAGAAGUCAAAGGCCGAGAAGAAAGCCGAAAAGAGGGAGAAGCAGGAACAGCAGAGACUGGCCGCAUACAAGAACGACACGACGCAAGCCGCUUCCGAUUCUUCUACACCCGUAGUAAAGAAGCCCAAAGUCCGCACGCCAAAGGACACCACAAACAAACCCGUUCCCGAAUACGUCCGCUAUCUUGAGCAGUACCACACCGACCGACCUUCUUGGAAAUUCAACAAGUCCAAGCAGAACGAUUUGCUCAAGAACAUCUGGAAUAUCUACCGCGUCCCCCUAUCUUGCAACGAAGCCCUGGUCGAAUACCUCGACGGACUGCAAGGAGCAGCGGCACGCCAACGUCUGCGCCAGACAGCUCAAUCUGCAAACAUCGACAUUGUAGCAUUCAUCCGCGCGGAGAUCCCUGAAGUCAAGGACGAGCCUAUGGAGACCGCCGAGGCUAGAAAGGCCGCCUACGACGGCGCUCUUCGCAGGCAAGCCGAGAAGCUUCGCAAUGCGGGCAUCGAUCCCAACCCAGAGAGGACCAAGAGGAUCCAAGAACAAAAGGACUACGAUGAACGUGUUCAAACAGUCUACAACACUAUGAGCAAGGGCGAACCUCAAAACUCUGCUAGACCCACGCCUAAGAAGGGAGAGCCUAAGGUCUCUGCACGCAAGAAGAGAAAGUCGAGAACUGACAUCUCUGAGACCGAGAGCAGCGACAGUGACAGCAGUGAUAGCGACAGCAGCGAGAGCGAGAGCGAGAGCGAAAGUGAGAGUGAGAGCGAGGAAGAGGAGGAGAAACCUGUGGUGAAGAAGGCCGUGGCAGAGAAGGCUAAGAAAGAAGACUCCUCGGACUCGGAAAGUAGCGAAAGCGAGAGCGAGAGCGAGAGCGAGGAGGAAAAGCCUGCUGCCGCAAAGAAGGUCGAAAAGCCUGUUGCAGAGAAGACCAAGAAGAGAAAGACAAGGGACUCCUCCGACUCGGAAAGCAGCGACAGCGAUAGCGACGAUGAGCCCGCAUCAAAGAAGGCCAAGAUCGCUAAGCUCAAGGCCCAGCUCGCAGAGGCAAAGAUUGCAAAGCUCAAGGCCGAACUUGCAAAGGUCAAGGCUGAGACCGGCAAGAAGUCAUCGAGCAAGAAGAAGUCGGACAAUUCAGAGUCUGAAUCCAGCGACGACUCCCCGCCUGAGGACUCAGACAGCGACGACAGCGAUUGAAGUGAUUGUCAACCUCCUCUUGUUCGAUUUGUCUAUCCUCCCAACCACAAACACACCUCUCACUUAUCAUUCAACUGCACAUUAUGGUCUACCAUCAACAUGCACGAGAGCAACCCUACAGCGAACUCUGCUCAUGUCAAUCUCUUCGAUCAUCGCAUCCCUUGGUGGGGAUCUCUCACUCGGGAAGCUAGAAUGAAUCUACGCCAUAACGUUUGUCAAUUGAGAGCUCAAAUCUCGACUUGGAUACAAGCGCUAUGACCGACACAACCGUCUACUGCUUAUUCAAUAGAUCACCCAUCAAGACUAUAUCCGUAGUAAAGCACAGCU
This is a messenger RNA of Aureobasidium pullulans EXF-150, 1872 nucleotides long. RefSeq lists its product as uncharacterized. The transcript has 2 exons. Bases 1 to 1545 code for a protein of 514 amino acids. The record is from RefSeq and is a predicted model, not a curated record. Lineage: Eukaryota; Fungi; Ascomycota; Dothideomycetes; Dothideales; Saccotheciaceae.